This is a messenger RNA of Anisakis simplex (herring worm), 420 nucleotides long. The record is from the annotation of a GenBank genome assembly. Lineage: Eukaryota; Metazoa; Nematoda; Chromadorea; Rhabditida; Anisakidae.
GAUGAAACAGUUUCGAAAGUGCGAUCGAAGAAAAGAGGACGUAAAAGAGGACGUGUGGAUCUGGGUGAUUCACAUCAUUCAAUCGAGACAGGAGCAUCAAAGAAGCACAAGAGGACGGUCAACGAAAAGAAUGCUCAACACAAUUAUGAUCGCACGGUUACGCCGUGUGCGGUGUCAGGGUGUAGGGCGCAUGUGGGUGAUAAUAUAGCGGAAGAGUGUAACAGAACUAUGCGAUUCUUUGGGUUACCGCCGUCCUAUGAGGCAGCAACCGCAUGGAUAUACGCUUGUAAACAAAAACGGGCAUUCCGAUCACUGGUGAAUUUCAUCGUUUGUGAGCAACAUUUCGUCGAUGGCCGCCCGACUUCUUUGAAUCCGAACCCAACUCUUCGCAUACCAUCGUUAGCUCAAAGUCAGUCAUAG